AUGUCUGUGCUACCGAUGUGUCUCUUGAUCACGGUUUUAGCUCUAUUGGGCACUUUCGUCAAGUCAACAGAUAGCCUUGGAGUCCUUUCCCUAAGAGACGGCACCAACGAUGUACGCUCAAAGGUAGAUGCCAUUAGAGCCAAUACUUCAGAACUGAACAAGCUCCUUUUGUCUUUGCGAAAUAGUCUUGAUCUUGGUGGAACUACAACCGAUAUCAAGUGCGCAUUUGGCUUUGUGAAGUUCCAACGCUCGUGCUACAAGUUUGUGAUAGAGAAAAAGACGUGGCAGCAGGCACAGCAUGACUGUCGUUCCAUGGGGGCAAACCUAGUGUCCAUUAAGUCUUGGGAAGAGCAGAAGUUUAUCUUGGAGCACAUAGCCACACACAAAGACCUGUUCCCGAGUUCUGAGGGGUUUCACGCUGGAGCAACAGACACGGCAAUGGAAGGCAUUUGGCAAUGGGUUUCUGACGGAUCUCUGGUCCAAGGAUACUUAGGCUGGGACUUCUUCCAUCGUUGGUAUCAGGACGGAGGCAGAGGCUCGAACUGUCUGCUGCUGUUUGCUCAACGCAAAUAUCUGUGGCAUGACGAGCUCUGCAACAAUAAGGCACAUUCUAUCUGUGAAAUUGAAAAUUGAGCACCUUGAUAUGUUUGCAGUCUGUGUGCAGAAUCUGCUUACUUAAGGAAAAAGAAGUUGUAAAAUCAGAUGUAAUUGUAACCAGAUACCUUACGCUCACCUUGUACACGAGACUCCUUGUGUUCACAAUAAAUCAUCUGAUCUCACCU
Messenger RNA from Lingula anatina, 782 nucleotides. Its product is annotated as perlucin-like protein. The record is from RefSeq and is a predicted model, not a curated record. NCBI's taxonomy places the organism in Eukaryota, Metazoa, Brachiopoda, Lingulata, Lingulida, Lingulidae.